Messenger RNA from Vicia faba (fava bean), 1758 nucleotides. NCBI's taxonomy places the organism in Eukaryota, Viridiplantae, Streptophyta, Magnoliopsida, Fabales, Fabaceae. The record is from the annotation of a GenBank genome assembly.
AUGGAGAAAAGUAUAUUUAGAAAGUUUUUUAGUUUGAUUUUUGUGAGAGAAGAUAAAACUAUGAAGCCUAUUCUACUCAAAUGUGGUUUGGCUUUCGCUCUUACCUUUGCCGGUUUUCUCUAUUCGAAUUAUAGAGCUAGAAGGAUCAAGUCUUCCCCCAAAGAUCACCGCUCUUCAGGUCAUGGGAGUGAAGUUAGUUUAGGAGGUAUUAGAGCUUCGUCGAGUUCUUGCAACAUUCAUUCAGAAGGAAGCAAUUUUGACGCGGAAGAAAAAUGCAUCAACAAGGUUGUAUGUAGAAGUUCUUCAACCGGUGUGUCUCCAAGAACUAAACAUAAUGGAGAUAAAGAUGAGUUUCUCGUCCCCGAAAUCAACGAUUCUUCUGUUACAUAUUCGAGUCUCGAGAAAGAUGCUUAUGAGCAAGAAAUCAGAAAACUGAGGAACAAGAUCAUAAUGCUUCAAGAGAGGGAAAGAACUCUUGAGGUUCAACUUCUUGAUUACUGCGGUCUAAGGGAGCAAGAAACAGCUGUAAUGGAGCUUCAAAACCGAUUGAAAAUAAGCAACAUGGAGUCGAAAAUGUUCAAUCUAAAGGUCGAGACGUUACAGUCCGAGAAUAAGAGAUUAGAGGUACAGGUUGCAGGUCAGUUAAAACUGCUCGCUGAACUCGAGGCUUCGAAAACAAAAGUGAAGUUUUUGAAGAAGAAAAUUAGGAAUGAAGCUGAACAGAAUAAGGAACAUAUCGUAAAUCUUAAACAAAAGGUUACCAAGUUGCAGGAGCUUGAAUCUAAAGCUGUUGCGAAUGAUCAAGAAAUUCAAAUGAGGCUGGAAAAGCUAAAUGGUCUUGAGGCUGACGUGGAACAAUGUAGGAAAUCUAGUUUGAGAUUACAGAAGGAAAAUUCUGACUUAGCUAGAAGAUUGGAAGCUACUCAGAUCCUUGCGAAUUCUGUUCUUGAAGAUCCUGAAGCAGAUGCUCUAAGGGAAGAAAACGACCGUCUGAGGCGAGAGAACGGGGAAUUGACGAAAGAACUUGUGCAACUAAAAGCGGAUAGAUGCACAGAUGUCGAAGAAUUAGUUUAUUUAAGGUGGCUAAAUGCUUGCUUAAGACAUGAAAUGCGAAACUAUCAACCCCCAUCUGGUAAAACAGUUGCAAGGGACUUAAGUAAAACCUUAAGUCCAGCUUCUGAGAAGAAAGCUAAACAGCUUAUACUUGAAUAUGCAAAUGCUGAAGGAAGAAGUAGCAUUUCUGAUUUGGAUUCUGAUCAAUGGUCCUCUUCACAAGCUUCUUACGGCGAGUGUGAAGAGUAUUUUCCUCACGAUACUUCAUCCAAUGCACGAGUCAGCAACGCCACAAACAAGUCGAAGAUCUUUGGAAAACUUAUGAAGCUAAUGAGAGGAAAGGAUAGUAGCAGUAAUCUCGGUAGUAGACGUACGUCUUUAGAAAAAUCUAAAUCUAUAGGAUGUAGCCUUAACAUUUCUCCACAUGAUAUUGGAGCCGAUGGUCUUAGGAGUGAGUACGAAUCUCUUAACGACACAUCUCAAAAUUCUAUGGAUUUAGAACGAACGUUGAGUAUGAAGGAAGAGACUAGGAGAAAUUCAUCUGCUGAACGCUCAAAGAGUUUCUGUCCAAGGAAAAGUUGUUCAGGAGAUUUCAAAAUUACCAGUGACUUGUUCAAAUAUGCUGAAGCUUUAAAAGAUUCUAGUACUAGCGAAACUCCGAAACUUGAAAUACGUAGACGAUCAGCAUCGUAUAGUUCAUUUUAA